Messenger RNA from Planococcus citri (citrus mealybug), 462 nucleotides. It is a transcript of the gene sloth2, whose product is annotated as sloth 2. NCBI's taxonomy places the organism in Eukaryota, Metazoa, Arthropoda, Insecta, Hemiptera, Pseudococcidae. Bases 144 to 410 code for a protein of 88 amino acids. The transcript has a single exon. Gene Ontology annotation, biological process: mitochondrial respiratory chain complex III assembly. The record is from RefSeq and is a predicted model, not a curated record.
UUUCGUAUGCGGUUGUGCUAUUGAACUUGUUAUGAUCAAAUGGAGUGUCGGCGAAACUAAUUUCUACGACACAUUCAAGAAAAGAGAAAUCAGAAAAGCGGCGCUCGCAGUUGUCGAAAAAGAACAGAAAAGUAUUUUCUAAGAUGCCUUUCGGUGUCACUUGGCCUCAAUACUUGAAAUUUUGGGCCGUGUCUAUCACCGGUUGCGUGUGUGGCUCGCAGUUCGUUCACUCAAUCUACAAACCUCUAGAUAAUAUAGACAAAUUGAUCGAGGAGGAAGCAGAAAGAAUACGCCAGUCGCACGCUUUGAAUAAACCAACGUUCGAUGAGAAGUUUUUAAAACUUGUACAACAAGAUCAAGAGUACAAGAAGUCAUUGCAACCUAAAAUUCAAACGAAUAGCGCCGAGUAGAAUAUGAUUUAAGUUUGUAUAUAAACCAAAAUAAACUUUUAAAAGAGAAAAA